Messenger RNA from Elaeis guineensis (African oil palm), 549 nucleotides. Its product is annotated as heavy metal-associated isoprenylated plant protein 43-like. The record is from RefSeq and is a predicted model, not a curated record. Gene Ontology annotation, molecular function: metal ion binding. NCBI's taxonomy places the organism in Eukaryota, Viridiplantae, Streptophyta, Magnoliopsida, Arecales, Arecaceae.
UUGCAGCUUAUACGUGCCAACAUGAAGAAGAUUGUGUUGAAGGUUAUCAUCACAUGUGGCAAGUGCAAGGUCUGUAUCAUGAAGACAGUCGCCAAAAUCUCUGGGAUCACCUCGAUAGCUUUGGAUGUCGAGAAGAGCACGGUGACGAUUAUUGGUGAAGUGGAUGCCGUGCUCAUAGUAAAAGAACUGCGAAAGGCUGGAAAGAUGGUGGAGAUUGAGAGUGUUGGGCCGCACAAGAAGGAUGACAAGAAGGAUGAGAAGAAGGAAUGCAAACCCCUGCCUCCAUGUUGUAGCGCAUGCAAGACAGUGGCCCAUGGCAACAUUGUAUGGUAUGAAGACUCGAAUGCGUGCACCAUUCUCUGAAGGCAUCAGCAUUAUCAUUGAUAGGCUUCGUGGCCUUUACCUGCUGCUUUAGUUUCCUUGCAACCCUUGGUGUUGAACGCAUCCUUGGUCCGUUUAUCUUAACAUUAUAAAUACGUACAUGUUUGCUUUCUUCCUGGAUAUCAAAAAUUUGGCGCCAUUUUGUGGACGCUAAAAAGAAUUAGAAAG